Vigna radiata var. radiata (mung bean) is the source of this 3203-nucleotide messenger RNA. RefSeq names its product phospholipase D beta 1. Gene Ontology annotation, cellular component: plasma membrane. The transcript is spliced from 10 exons. Lineage: Eukaryota; Viridiplantae; Streptophyta; Magnoliopsida; Fabales; Fabaceae. The record is from RefSeq and is a predicted model, not a curated record. Gene Ontology annotation, biological process: phosphatidylcholine metabolic process; phospholipid catabolic process. Gene Ontology annotation, molecular function: D-type glycerophospholipase activity; calcium ion binding. The coding region runs from base 443 to 3004 and encodes 853 amino acids.
ACUUUCAUUGAAUAUACAAAUUCAAUUAAGAUCGCAUACAUGUUCCCGAAUCUGUGACUGAUUAAAUUCAUUGUUCAUUUUCACCUGCGAUCAUUUUUGUAUUCUUUAUGUCAGCUAUUCAAUAGCCACCACCACUAUUCUGGCGGCUGCAGCUAGUGUCUGACCCCUUCACCAUACAACUUCAACUUAAGUUAAUGUAUUCCUUUUCCACUUGUUACGUAUAAAAUAUUAUUAACAGUCUGUUCAUUUCAUUCUUAUAAUCCUUAACCAAGUCAAAAUUGAGACACUCUCAGUAGGGUCAACGGCAUUUUCAAAUCCAGUCUUCUCCCUCAUUAUGAGUUAAAAUUCUCACCCCCCACAUUUCAUUUCUCGGAUCCAUCACCAAAUCAUCGUUCUUUAGCAAAGUCUCUCACAAAACGACUCACUUUAGUUCUUACACAACAUGGCUCAUUUGGUUUAUGGUGAAACUCCGUCUUUUGGAGCUUCCCACCAUGGACAGGCUCAGCAAACUAUUCCGUUUCCAACCACUGGAACUUCCUUAAGGAUUCUGCUCUUACAUGGCAACUUGGAAAUAUGGGUCAACGAGGCCAAAAACCUUCCUAACAUGGACAUUCUUCACAAGAAAACGGGAGAAAUGGUUUCCAUGCUGUCCCGAAAGCUUGGCGGCAAAGUCGAAGGCAUCAUGUCCAAAACUGGAACCAGUGAUCCCUAUGUUACGGUGUCUGUAGCGGGUGCUGUGAUUGCCAGAACUUUUGUCCUCAGGAACAAUGAGAACCCCGUUUGGACGCAGCGUUUCUACGUCCCCGUUGCACAUCUAGCUUCUGAAGUCCACUUCGUUGUAAAAGACAGUGAUAUUGUGGGUUCUCAGAUAAUUGGAGCAGUGGGAAUUCCAGUGGAACAGUUAUGUAGUGGCACAAGAGUUGAGGGAUUUUUCCCUCUCCUUAGUACUAAUGGAAAACCAUGUAAGGGUGGAGCAAAGUUGAGUUUAUCCAUUCAGUACACCCCUGUUGAAAAGGUGGCUCUUUAUAGCCAUGGAGUAGGUGCUGGUCCUCAUUACGAAGGGGUCCCUGACACAUACUUUCCCCUUAGAAAAGGUGGAAAAGUUACACUUUAUCAAGAUGCUCAUGUUCGUGAAGGGUGCCUUCCCAGUUUGAAGGUGGAUGGGGAUGUGAAUUAUAAGCAUGAAAAUUGUUGGCACGACAUCUUUGAUGCAAUAAAUCAGGCUCGUCGAUUGGUUUAUAUUGUUGGGUGGUCCGUGUACUACAAUGUUAGUCUCAUUCGGGAUAUGGGUGAUGGAAAGGCUUACACUUUAGGUGACCUUCUCAAAGCUAAAUCACAGGAAGGUGUCAGAGUGCUGCUCCUUGUAUGGGAUGAUCCCACUUCUGGAAGCUUGCUUGGACAUAAAACGGUUGGACUUAUGAACACUCACGAUGAGGACACUCGCCAGUUUUUCAAGCAUUCUUCGGUACAGGUGCUUCUUUGCCCACGAGCUGGUGGAAAGGGACACAGCUUUCUCAAAACGCAGGAAGCCGGAACAAUCUAUACCCAUCACCAGAAGACAGUCAUUGUAGACGCUGAUGCAGGUCACAAUAAAAGAAAGAUAAAAGCUUUCAUCGGAGGUCUUGAUUUAUGUGUGGGUCGAUAUGAUAGCCCAGACCAUUCCCUCUUUAGAACUUUGCAGACAACACACAAAGAUGACUAUCAUAAUCCUAACUUUGAGGGGCCUGUCACUGAUUGUCCAAGACAACCAUGGCAUGAUUUGCAUUCCCAAGUUGAUGGGCCAGCAGCAUACGACAUCCUCACCAAUUUCGAGGAGCGUUGGUUGAGGGCUUUAAAAAUGCAUAGAUUACGAAAGAUGAAAAGUUCGCAUGAUGAUUCACUACUUAAAAUUGAUAGAAUCGCUGACAUUGUUGGCAUUGGUAAUGUUCCUUGCCUAAAUGAAGAAAACCAGGAGACUUGGCAUACUCAGAUCUUCCGAUCAAUUGAUUCCAAUUCUGUGAAAGGAUUUCCAAAGGAAUCACAAGAUGCUAUAAGAAGGAACUUGGUUUGUGGGAAGAAUGUAAUGAUAGACAUGAGCAUACAUUCUGCUUAUGUCAAGGCAAUUCGAUCGGCCCAAAAGUUCAUCUAUAUUGAGAAUCAAUACUUUCUUGGCUCAUCGUAUAACUGGGAUUCUUACAAAGACCUUGGUGCAAACAACUUAAUUCCAAUGGAAAUUGCAUUAAAAAUAGCCAGUAAAAUCAAACAGCAUGAGAGAUUCUCCGUGUAUAUUGUCAUUCCUAUGUGGCCUGAAGGAGUACCUAAAAGUACAGCUACUCAGCGGAUUCUCUUUUGGCAGUUCAAAACAAUGCAAAUGAUGUAUGAAACGGUUUACAAGGCCUUACAGGAGACUGGGCUUGACAAUCAGUAUGAACCACAGGACUACUUGAAUUUCUUUUGCCUUGGUAAUCGUGAGAUCCCUGACAACCAAAAUGUUUCAAAUGUUACAAAAACUACCGGAGAAAACAUACCACAGGCACUCACUAAAAAGAACAGAAGAUUCAUGAUUUAUGUUCAUUCAAAAGGGAUGAUAGUGGAUGAUGAAUAUGUGUUACUGGGGUCUGCAAACAUCAACCAGAGAUCCAUGGAAGGCACCAGAGAUACAGAAAUAGCAAUGGGAGCAUAUCAGCCUAAUCACACUUGGGCAAAGAAGCAAUCUAGACCUCGUGGACAGGUGCAUGGUUAUAGAAUGUCACUAUGGAGCGAACAUAUAGGAAGUGUGGAAGAAUGUUUUGAGGAGCCAGAGAGGCUUGAGUGUGUGAGACGCAUAAGGUCAUUGAGUGAGAGUAACUGGAGACAGUAUGCAGCAGAUGAUGUAACUGAGAUGAAAAGUCAUUUACUAAAAUAUCCGCUUGAAGUUGAUUCAAAGGGUAAUGUGAAGCCUCUUUCUGGCUGUGAAACAUUCCCAGAUGUUGGUGGGAACAUAAGUGGCACUUUCACAGUACUCAGAGAAAAUCUUACCAUCUGAUCAAUCUUUUCUGUCUCUUGUAAAACUCCGUGAAUGUUAUAGUACAAUUUACUGCCUUAUUCAAAGGUUUCUAUUCUUUUCAAAAGACGAAAUAAAGAGUAUAAAGGUCUGUACUUAUAAUAUAACCUGCUCUCAGUUAUUAUAGUUUGCUCUCAAUGGCUUAUUUAGGGUUUAAGGUUGUCUUAUAAAUCUUUUUUUU